GUACUCCACCGCCGCCCAGUUACCGCAGUACUGGAUGACUGGCACACAACCCGCGCCAAUAAAAACCACCGGGAGCUGCCGCUGGACCGAUCAGUGAGCUGCGCUGGCCGGGCCGGAGCUGAGCUGCGCUGAUCGCCGCUGGAGCUGCGCUGAUCGCCGCUGAGCUAAUCCGCUCUGGAGCUGAGCCAUGGCGCUGUUCGGCCGUCUCUGGGUUCUGCCCGUACUUCUGGCACUGCUGGCCGCGACCAAAGGCGAUGAUUCUGGCUCCAUGGAGUCAGGCGAGGUCCUAGAGAUGCUGGACGAUACGCUGGAGACCAUGAGGGUAGCCGGCUGCCUUCCUGACGAUUACGUCUCACUAGAGCUUCCCUCCUGCGAGCAAGUCAACGGGGGAGUGUACGACAAAAUUCUCUGCGUCGCCAAAAGUGCCGGCUUUGCCAAUGAGUCUGGGUCAUAUAAUGCUGAGACCGCCACCACCUUCAUCGGCUCUUUGAGCUCGGACGAACAGUGGGUGGAGGCGACGAAGGCGACGCUGAACUCCUGCUCUUCGAUGAUGUCCGAUGAGCUGCCCGACAACAGGCAGGGAGUCUUCAUGUUCGCUUGUCUGGUGAUGUCGCUCAAGUUCCAGUGCAACGCCAAGCGUACGGGAGAUGCCAUGCAGUCGAUUAUCGGAACUGAGGGUCAAUCCAUCGGACAGGCUCUGGCUUAUAUCGCCGAGGGCUACUGUGUGACUGGCGGCCUUAAGAACCCCGACAGCAUCGACGAAUGGACGGCGUGCUCCGAGCAGAACUCCCUCGACCUGGAGGUCCUCGCCGAGGCCGGAGAGGCCUACAAGAAGUUCGCGUACACUUCGGAGGAGGUGGACAUCGACGCAGAUGACAUCAACGCGCUUAGCGACCAGCUGGACAACUUCAACGCCACCAUCCACUGCACGAUGACAGCGAUUGGGGAGAUCACUGCUGACGGCGAGCUCGACUUUGACCGGAUGCGCGAGAACCUCAACAUCAGCAAGGGCAAGGACUACAUCAAGAAGACUGCCGUGGGGGUGCUCGACUUCUGCCAGGGUAUGUCACCCGCAACUCCCAACGACUUCGUGACAUGCUGGUUCGGCAGCCUGCCCCACGUCUGCAUCUCGCUGCAGGCCCACGGCCUGGUGCUGGCUCCGGAGAAGAAGCCAAGCUGCCCGGCGGGGGGACGCGGAGGAAGGGGACGCGGAGGAAGGGGACGCGGAGGAAGGACCCAGCGCCGCAGGAACCAGCGCAGGAGGAACCAGCGCCGCAGGAACCAGCGCCGUCGCCAGAGGCCGCAACAGCCCGCCGAGGAGAUUUAGAGGGUUGCCGAACAGAGCUACACCCAACGGCCGAUACAAAUGAUUAAUGAACAGGACCACGCGUUUUUGCUCGCUUGGAGGCGUAGCAGACUCAGGCACCUGCUGUUGUCUGAACCCACAGUCAGACGAUACCGAAAUUAGAUCGCACCCCCUUUUACGCAUAAUCAUUGGCAUUGUUCAUGAAGCGCACAUGCGGUUAUAUACAAAAUGUUUACAAUGGCACCGUUUCUACAAAUACACUUUUCAAGAUUGA
Molecule: messenger RNA, 1580 nt
Organism: Amphibalanus amphitrite
Lineage: Eukaryota; Metazoa; Arthropoda; Thecostraca; Balanomorpha; Balanidae
Exons: 3
Coding region: 188-1327 (379 amino acids)
Source: RefSeq, a predicted model, not a curated record